AUAUUUAUCCAAUUGGAAUGAUAAAAAUAAACGCCUAAAUUCAAUUUUAUCAUUCAGUACCGUCGCGACAAGUGGAAAGAAAUCUUUGAUUAAAUAUCAGGAAUAAGGUGAAGAAAAAUGUGCAAAAUAUAAUUUGAUUUAAUUGGUGAAUGUUUCUAUUGCAAAAAUUUGUUAUAUAAUUAAUACUAUUUGAAAUUGAAAAGCACAAUAAAAAAUUCGGAGAAAGUGGUAUAAAGAUGCGUUUCUUGAUCUUAUUCCUUUUGGUGGAAAUUUCAUCUCCUUCCGUGUAUGGUAUUCCUGUACAGCAUUAUCCAACUAUAGAAACACAAAUAGAGGCCCCACCAACUGAAAGGCAAUUAUCUGUAUCAGAAGACCAGCCACAGGAAGAGACUCAGCCAGAAUCUCAGCGUCAACCCCAGCCUAAAUCUCAACAGUCAGAAAGCUUGAAUGAAUCAGUUUUUCUUGAUAGAACCAACGUAAAGACUUUCGUCGAAGUUACUGGAAAUGUCAUUGAAACUGGCGUAAAAACUGCUGGCAAUGUCGUAUCUAGAUUAUUCAGUGUUCUGGGUAAUCUCUUCGGUUAAGUGAAAAUUAAUGCAUUAACCGUCUUGAUGUGAAUUCAAAAGAAAUCUUAUCUCUCCAAUUAAAAAAAAUUGUUUUACUGCCAUAAACUGAUAUGUUGGGAAAUAGGUGGUUAUCUCAAAGCAAGACCUAUUCGGCGGAUAUUGUAAGAAUUAUUCGGGGUUAACUGGUUAUUUGAAUUCUUCAGGGUUAACCGCAGAACACAUUACUUGAGAAUUUUCUUCGCCAAUUAUUCGGUUUAUUCAGAAAUAUUCCUUUUGAUAAAAUUUUGAAUGUGAGCAAAACACCCAAAAAAAUCCAUUUUGGUGCUGCAGUAAAGCUUCAAUAGCGACACAUUGAGAUUGAUUGUGGGGGCGAUUAUCAAUUUUCCAUUUGUUGUUUUAUCUCUCUUAUUGCUUCUUGUCCGAUGUUAAUUAAUCUCAGGUAAAUACUUUCAUCAUUAACGUCGGCAUAUCUCUCUCGAUUGGUGGCGGUAUUUACAACGUAUCAUACCAACCAGGUAUUUAGUAUCACGACAAAUCUUUCUCAGUGUAGUCGUUCUUCUGUGAGCAAGUCUCAAAGGUUGAGAUUCUGCCAAGUAUAUUUAAGUACUUCGCCAUUGAACCAUGAAGUGCGGACGUGCCUACGAGAUUCUGCGUAGGAAGAAGCCUCUCGCUGAGACUGUUGAUGCCACCACAAAGCUUGCUAAGGUUCUCUCCACCCUUGACCUAUCUGCCCUUGGAAUUGGCAGUACCCUCGGCGUGGGUGUCUAUGUGCUCGCUGGUGAGGUCAGUAAGACAACCGCCGGCCCAGCUGUGGUCAUUAGCUUUGCCAUUGCGGCCGUUGCAUCGGUUUUUGCUGGGCUAUGCUAUGCGGAAUUCGGAGCACGUGUCCCAAAAGCAGGAUCAGCCUACAUAUAUAGCUAUGUGACUAUUGGGGAAUUUAUUGCUUUUGUUAUUGGAUGGAAUUUAGUGUUGGAGUAUGCAAUUGGUGCUGCAAGUGUGGUUAAAGGACUCAGUACGUACUUGGACUCUUUGAUUGAUCACGCCAUGAGUGAUGCCUUCAAAUCAAUCGCAUCAAUGAAUGCUAGUGCUUUGGGCGAUUAUGUGGAUUUCUUCGCAUUCACAGCAACAAUGACCUUUGCCAUUGCUCUGUCGCUAGGAGUCAGGGAGUCCGUGGUCAUUAACAACAUCUUCACGCUCGUGAAUCUCGCCGUUGUCUUGUACACCGUUGUUACAGGAGCAUUUCGUGCUGAUCCCGCCAAUUGGAGUAUUCCACAGGAAGAUGUUCCCACGACGGAGGAUCAAGAUUUCGGUGAGGGUGGUUUUGCACCCUAUGGCUUUGCGGGUAUAAUUAAGGGUGCAGCAAUUUGUUUCUACGGCUUCAUUGGCUUUGACUGCAUUGCAACAGCCAGCGAGGAAGCUCGCAAUCCCAAGAGAUCCAUCCCACUCUCAAUAAUCAUCUCACUGAGUGUCAUCUUCGUGGCGUACUUCAGCAUCUCAACAGUUUUAACCAUGAUGCUGCCCUACUUCGAACAGGACGUUAAUGCACCCCUGCCACAUGUCUUCCGAGUUUACGGCUGGACCGUAGCGCAGUACAUCGUGAGCAUUGGCGCCAUCUUUGGGCUAUGUGCAAGCUUAAUGGGAUCAAUGUUCCCACUACCACGCGUCAUCUAUGCCAUGUCCAUCGAUGGUUUGAUUUUUGAAUUUAUGGGACGUGUCCAUCCGCGCUUCAAGACACCCAUGAUCGGGACUCUAAUUGCUGGAUUCCUCACAGGGACACUUGCGGCAAUUUUCAAUUUAGAUCAAUUAGUUUCAAUGAUGUCAAUUGGAACACUCCUUGCAUAUUCUAUGGUAGCUGGAUGCGUCCUUCUCUUGCGCUAUGAAGUUGACGAUCAAUCUACUAAGAACUCUUCAUUUUCACUUCGACAAUUACUUAACAUGGAUCAUCAGGAAGUUCCCACAAAAACCACAUCAGCCCUUGUUACAUGGGCAGUUACGAUCUACUGCAUCUGGUGCUUGGGACUGUCUUUAGUCAUAACACAGCUUGAAGGCUUUAUAGAUCAGUGGUAUUCAAUCUUCCUGCUAUGCUUAUUUGCUGUUCUGAUCAUCCUGACCCUCUUCAUGAUCAGCCGUCAACCACAAUCAAGAACGGAGAUUGUCUUCACUGUACCCUUCGUCCCGUGGCUCCCUGGACUUUCCAUACUCAUCAACAUCUACCUCAUGACACAGCUAGACUGGAUGACGUGGAUUAGGUUUGGAAUAUGGAUCAUUAUUGGCUUGAUCAUCUACUUCUCCUACGGCAUGUGGCAUAGUGAGUUACGUCUGAAGGCAGGGCCGUGCAGUAGUGCAACAAAUAGUCGAAGCAAUCUCGUAUCAGAUGACAAAUCCUUCGAAGGUUUUGGAAAGGAUGAUGGAACACUAGCGACGAGACUGUGAGAAAAUAAAUCUCCCUCACAUUCCAA
Molecule: messenger RNA, 3025 nt
Organism: Lutzomyia longipalpis
Lineage: Eukaryota; Metazoa; Arthropoda; Insecta; Diptera; Psychodidae
Product: cationic amino acid transporter 2-like
Exons: 6
Coding region: 1188-2999 (603 amino acids)
Biological process (GO): amino acid transport; transmembrane transport
Cellular component (GO): plasma membrane
Molecular function (GO): amino acid transmembrane transporter activity
Source: RefSeq, a predicted model, not a curated record